AUGCAUAGCGAACUCAACAGAUAAUUUGAAAGUUCUAAAAUUGAAAGAAGAAUUGUUACUAGAGUAAAACGAAGGAGAUCAAUUGACUAUAGUUAUUCUCAAGCACUCAAAUCCAAAAAUAUUGAUUAUAUGAAAGGUCAUUUAAACAGAAGAACACGUUAUUCAAAUUCUUUUUCUGCAUAUGAUUAAAAUGAGGCAUAUUAUUCACAAGACUGCCCAAAUGAAUUAUUAAAAGAAUAAAAGAAAGAUAAUUUCUAUAGUAAAAGCGCAUCUGAUUAAUCUUCUAAGCAGCCAAUUCAAACCAAUAAAAAAUAUGAUCUGAAUGAUAUGUAUGCAAUUAGAAAAGAUGAAGUGGAUUUUAGAAAAUAUAAUUAUAAUUUUUAGUUGGAUGUUCUUUAAUUGGAAGCCUUAUAUUAUUGGCUUUCAAUUUUUGGGUUUCAGCGUUCUGCUCCUUUAUAAAUCCCACCUUAUUUAUGCUAAUACAUUUAUUCUUUAAUUUUGUAUAGAAGUGACUUUCGCAAAAUUUUGAUUUAAUAUAUGGAUAUCUAUAGUAGAGCCUAUCGUAAGUUUAAUUUGAUAGUGAAUUUGUAAUAAACUAUAAUUAUGAAUUUAUAAUUUUUAGUUAUCUGAACUCCUUUAUUCACAAACUAAAUCUAGAUUAUGAAGUUCUUUUAGAUGAUUUCCUUAAAUACUUUUAAUUAUCAAAUCUUUAAAAUGAUAAAAUAGAAUAAUCUUUGAAAGAAGAUUAUAUUUAUCGAAAAAAUAACAUAGCCUUGGGAAAUAUCAGAUUUUUUUUCAAAUAAAAAGAUAGAAUUUUAGUUGAUUUUUAACAACCAAUAGGGAAAUUUGAAGAUUAACAAUUUUACGAUUAUGUUUAGUUUUAGACAGAGUUUGGUAAAUAAUUAUCAUAAUAUGAAUCAAUUAAAUCGUUUAACUAACAUCUCACUGAACCCCAUAGUGAAAGAACUUUGAUAUUAUUUCUUUUAGCAGACAUUGAACUAAACAAGUCAAUCUAUAAGACUUUAAAUUAGGAUUUGAUCAAUUAAGGAAAAAUAGGUAAAAUUGAUAACCUUACAAAAAUAUACCUGGAAAUAACCACUGAAAGCAGACUUUGCAGUAGAUGUGUGAGUAUGUUUUAAUACAUCCCAGUUGAGUUUAUUUGUAAAAAAUUUAAGUCAACUUUUAUUUUAAUGUAGAUCAAAAAUUUUAAUUUAUAAUCAUUUCGUAAUACUUAUUGGAUCCUCAAAUCGAAUAAGAAGUAGAAAAAUACCAAAAGAUUUGGAUAAGAACACCUUAAGGGUAAUAAAUUUAAUAAUAGUAAACAUAAAAACAAUUUUAAUAAAAUUUUCAAACUGAUUCUAAUUACCAAGCGGACAUUUACUUAGAAAAUUUUUUAGAAAACUUUCAAGCUCCUAAAUAAAAAGAGAAUCUUCUAGAUUCUUAAUCAGUUCCAAAAGAAGACCUUCAAAACAUGAAUUUAUAUUAAUAAAUUGAAUAGGAGGAAAUAAAAGAAUAAGAAUUGUUAGUUUGUUAUGAAGAACAAGAACCUACAGGAUUUGUUUCUUUUUUAUUAUUAAAAGAAAGAUAUUGUGUUGGAAAUUGUAGGAAUUUCAAAGAAAAAGUUGAUCAAAUAAAAAUUACAAAUACAUUUUUCUUAAGUAAUGGAAAACAAGAAGAGCCCAAAUAGAAUUCUUAGAGUAGCGAAUAAGAGAUAAAAUAACAAUUUGCUAAUCUUCUUAAAGAGUUUUCAAACAUUAAAUAAGAGAAAUAGUUCUAAGUUCAGAAUAAAUUUUAGAAGCACUAACAAACUUUUAUAACAUAAGAAGAUCUAUUAUUAGAGACUAGAUCAUAAUUUUAUAAAUUAUUGGUAAAGAAAUUUACUUCUGAAUUUUCAGAACUAAACACAUAGUAAUUCAAUUUAAAUACGAUCUUGAGUAUCUACUGGGGGAUUGGAUCUCUUUAAGGUUUCAAGGAAUCUCAUACUGAUUUAAUUGAUGCCCUAAAAGAAGAAUUAAGGCUAAAUAGCAUUAUUUAGUGUGGAAAAUUGAAUAUGUAAUUAUUUCUAUCUGAUUAUACAUUCUUAAGAGAAUUCAUUACUCCAUAAAUUUCAAGACAAAUUAGAAGGAAAAAUGAAAACUUAAAAUUUUAAUUAAUUUUUGUUAAGUAAAAAUAUUUGGUAAAGAAGACUCUGGUAACAUUAAAAAAAUUUGUAGUUUCAACUAGGCUAACGAUUGUAACUCACUGUCUUUAUUGAUAGAGUAACAAGUCAAUACAGUAAUCAAAAAAUUUAAAAAUAUUUUAAUAAUUAUCUUGUCAGUUGAUAGGAUUCAAUAAUAAUGUAAAGAGAGAAUUAAUAGUUAAAUUCUUAGUUUCCAUCAUUCCAAUCUAGAACUUAAGUACUUUUCUAUUAAAUAAAAGGAAAAAUAGCAAAUGUAAUAAUCCUAAUAAAAAUAAUCAUAAAUAUUAGAAUAAGAAUGGGAUCUUUUAGAAAUUGAAUAUUAUAAAUAGAGAUAUACACUAUAAAAAGAAGGAUUGUUCCUUUCUUAUAAAUAAUUGAGUGAAAAUGUUGAUGAAGAAUUGUUUAGCUUUGAAUGUUAGGUAAAGUUAUUAAUUAAUUAUUUAUAGAUCCACAGUUAGAAUAUUAAUAUGUGA
Paramecium primaurelia is the source of this 2652-nucleotide messenger RNA. The record is from the annotation of a GenBank genome assembly. NCBI's taxonomy places the organism in Eukaryota, Ciliophora, Oligohymenophorea, Peniculida, Parameciidae.